Messenger RNA from Schizophyllum commune H4-8, 1395 nucleotides. RefSeq names its product CBS-domain-containing protein. The transcript is spliced from 6 exons. Bases 1 to 1395 code for a protein of 464 amino acids. Lineage: Eukaryota; Fungi; Basidiomycota; Agaricomycetes; Agaricales; Schizophyllaceae. The record is from RefSeq and is a predicted model, not a curated record.
AUGACCGCCUCCCCGAGAUCCAAGCGUCGCGGCUCUGUUAGGAAGCGGGCGGGCUCGCACUCGGCCCCAGCGCAAAAGGAGAAUCACGACCAGAGUCUCCUGGCAAUUCGAAAGUUCCUCAAAAGCAGAACCGUCUACGACGUUUUCCCUAUCUCCUUCAGGCUCAUCGUUCUUGAUGUCGAGCUCAACGUGAAGAAGGCUUUGCAAUGCCUCCUGCUCAAUGGCGCGUGCGUUCCUCCCUAUACUUGCGAGAAGGGAGAGUUCGCAGGAAUGCUUACCGUUCUCGACAUCAUCCACCUAAUGCAGUACUAUUGGCGCAAUACAUCGACCUACGACGAUGCUGCAGAAGAUGUAGAGACUUUCAAGUUGGACCAAUUGAGAGAUAUCGAGCGGGAGCUCGGCGUCGCGCAGCCCCCUUUGUUACGAGAACACCCCACGAGCACCCUAUAUGCGGCAGCGACCCUUCUCAUCCAAACUCAUGCACGUCGCGUCCCGCUCCUCGAUAAUGACACAGAAACCGGGCAGGAAGUCAUCGUGUCAGUUUUGACGCAAUACCGACUGCUAAAGUUCAUCUCCAUAAAUUGCAUGAAGGAAAUACAGCACCUACAACUGCCCCUCCGUGCUUUGGGCAUCGGAACAUACGUUACAAACCCGACAGCGGAAAACCCCUUUCACCCCAUCUCUGUUGCACAUAUGGAUACCAGCGUCUUUGACGUUGUUCACAUGUUCUCGGAGAAGUCCAUUUCUGCCGUGCCAAUCGUCGAUGCCGAUGGUAUCGUCGUUAACCUGUACGAGACGGUGGACGUCAUCACGCUCGUCCGCCUCGGCGCCUUCCAGGGCCUCAGCUUGACGGUUCGUGAGGCCCUCAAUCAGCGCGCGAAGGACUUCCCGGGCGUCGUUAUCUGCACAGCCUCCGACUCUUUGGACAAGUUACUGCAGCUCAUCAAGCGUCGACGUGUACAUCGUUUGGUGGUUGUCGAGGGCGAGGAAGAGGAGCGCCGAGGAGGCAAGAAGGGCCGCUUGCUGGGUAUUAUUACUCUCAGCGACGUACUGCGCUACAUCGUCGGCGUACCGAACAUCGGCGCGACUGAGCCGACGACGCCGUCAGCCUCGACAUCGUUCUCGACUUUGGGCAGGGAGCGGCACUCAUCAGGUGACGAUGCGUGGUCGGAACGCAGUCGUGACGGAUCUUUCGACGAGCGCCCACAUUUCACGCCACCAUCACAGCCUCCUCCGAUAGUGGAGCAUCCGUCAGGAGAGGUCGAGACCGUAGAGCUGCCUCCCGCUUCUGAGGAGGAAGCUGCUGAGUCUGAACCCGCUGCAGAGGCCCCCAAGGUCGAGGUAGUGGAAGUUCCUGCUGAAGAGGACGCACAGGAGCCCGAACCUGAACCGUAG